AUGUCGAAUCCAGACGAGGUCGAUCCUCGUCAGUUCCUUGAGCGGAUGCGGACGCUGUCAGAGCAGCGAGACCAGCAGGACGCCGAGCGGGUCAAGAAGCUGGAGGAAGAGCUUAUACAGGGCCGUAGCGAGCGACUCGCGCGCAGAGCAGAACGAGCACGCUCUCUGUCCCCCGACAAGCCCACCACGCCCCAAUCGCACCGCUCCGUCGCCGAUACACCUCCAAGUGUGCAAGAAAAGCCCGCCGACACGCCAACGCCAAACAUGGCGCCGCCGUCGCUGGAGCAUGCCCGCGAGGACUCUCUGCAGCAGCUGACGGGCUCGCCCGCGCAGCUCAUCGACGACACUGAACCGAAAAAGCCCACCCCGAGCGCGGCAGCACUGGGCCGCUCAGGAACCCUGUCGUGGCAACAGCGAAGGCCGCAAUCGAGCAGCAUACGGAGGCCAAUCUCGGUCGCAUUGAGCUCUCCAGACAAGGCGACUGCCACCUCACCUCGCACCUCCGAGCCGCCCUCCCCAGAACGACCCGCAUCGCGAACCCAGAUAGCGCAAUCGUUGGGUGCCAAAGACCCAUCCUGGUUUAAGCAAACGGCAGAUCGGGGGAUCGGGUCUGCGGCAUACAGGAAGAAUCAGGAAGACAAUGUCUCUGAAAUAGGCUCCACAUCCGGGAAGCAGCUACCCGGCAUGUCGCGCGACUCGACAGCGGAGCCUGGAGCAACAUCUCCGCCGCUGGAGAGCCCUCGUUCGAGCGGCUCCAUCCGUAGCAGCACUCUUCUCGCCAACCGCAUCUCCGCCACUGCAUCACUGUCUGGCUUAGACGAAGAGUCGACCACAAAGACCAAAUCGCCGCUACCUGUGCUAGAAGCACACAAGUUCGCGCCUCCGUCAGAGGGCGCAUCUGUGGAUGGAAGUGACCGCGCUUCGAUGCGCGGUCUUGCAAUGUCGCCAACGCAAGGGCGGAUAUCUCCCGAGCGGCCUGUGUCUCCUACCAAAGGCAUGGGUGGCUUCGUCCAGAGUGCGAUAAUGAAGCGUAGUGACAGUGUGAGCAAGAGGUGGAGCGCUCAAGCACCACCAACCUUGAGUAGACAGAAUUCUACCUUGAGUAACAGAGGUAGCACCUACGGUACGCUGCCUAGGUCGGAUGCGAGACCAAGCACUCUGAGCCGAGAUAAUUCGAUCGAGCCUUCGUCGCGACCAGGCUCUAGCGCUGGUAUCGGGGGCAUCACCAAGGACGCUACGGAGAGCGCACAGAAACCAGAGUUCGCUAAGCCUGCGUUGCCUCGCCACAGCCGUAGCAAGUCUGUUGCGUCAACGUUCAGCGAGGGUCAGCCGCAGCAAGAUGAGACUUCACCUCCGAGUCCAUCGAAGCGGUGGAGCCCCACAAAGUCAAGCUGGUUAGAAAGCGCGCUGAACAAGCCAGAGUCUCCGAAGCCCCAACAGCCACCUCCACAACAACCCGUUUGGAUGAGUGAGAUAAGUCGCAUCAAACAGCAGCGCGGAAGUGUAGAUUUUGGCAAAGUGAGCCCGUUACAGAGCCCACCUGCUGGGUCUUCAACAAUUUCUGGCAGAUCAUCGCCGAUCAAGGAGGUCCAACUGAGGCCUGUAAGCUUGCGAAGCAGACCUGAAACUCCUAGGCAAGGAGAGCCGCCUGUUCUUGAAAACCCCACAAAAGCAUUGCAGAGCUUGCGUGAGAAGCCUGAGUCUUCGAACGAGGAGCCGAGCGCGGCCGAAGACGCCAAACCAGCACAACCAGCUCCGAAACCGGAACCUGUAGUAACUGCAAAACCCACCGUGCCUGCCAACAAUGAUGCCAAUACCAAUGCAACGAAUGAAUCGAUAUCUCCGAGUGCACAGUAUGAUACACCAAAAAGCCCACCUGUCACGACGGGCACGAAGCCUACGAUAUCUUCCUCUCGCUUUAGCAAAGACCCUGCUCUUUCCCCUGCUGCAGUAAAAUCGAAGCCUGAUACCCCACCGAAGAAAGACUUCCGUGCAACCCUCAAAUCACGCCAGCCCGUUGCAGGUACAACUAAGCAUGAGGAGGUGAACGAGUUACAGAAUGUGUUCGGCAAGUUGAGACGAGCAGAGACGAAGAACUACGUUGCUCCGGAUACGUUCAAGAACAAUAUCGUCCAAGGAAAGAACGCUUUGAACAUUACAGGGGGUCCUAAGCCUUCUGUACGUAGGAAUGAAUUCCGGGACAGCCUGGUGUCGCAGAAGGCUGCUAUGUUAGCGAAAGCUCAAGAGACGGGGUCUGCCGCCCACCAAAGGACGGGUAGCUCCGCCUCCGCCAAAAACGCCCCGCCUCCCGAGGUCACAGCAGCCAGAAAAAAUCUGGGAAGAUCGGACACCAUCUCCCAGCCUCCGCCUCCGCAAGAGACAGGUGCGACGCCAGAGGCAAUUGCGCGCAGAAAAAGUCUUCGUGCAAGCAAACCGCCAGUUAUUGAGAAAUCGAGUCAACCGACUGUACCUUUCGUAAACAAGGAAGCAUCCUCGAUGAAGUCCAGCAGAUUUGCAGACCGAUUCAACCCAGCUUUAGCGAACAUGUUGGCGAGGGGACCACCACCCAUGGCUGGAUCUGGAGGUACUACCAAGGAAGACAUCGGAGAGACUCCAGCCAAGCCAACGCAGGAGGAGAGGACUGGGCCAGCUCCGGAGUUAACCCACAUUACCAAGGGGAGAGCCCGAGGACCUAGGAGACGAGCACCGGGCGCAAAGCAAAGUGAGACCAAGUCAGCUGACACCCCGCAAAAAGCGCAUACAGAAAAGGUAGCUCCAGUUGCCAAGGUCCCGUUGGUCAAGACUGAACAAGUGUUGCCCAGCUCUGAUCCUUCAGACGAUGCUCUAGUGUACCGAACACCUGUCAAAAAUUUACUGAAAGACAAGCCAAUUACGCCAGCAAAGUCUCCGGACCUGUCCAAGAGGCUCUCACAAUCUCCAACGCCGGAACCGCCAAAGAAGCUUGCAUCUUUGGAGCUCGAACGGGAGGUUCCCUCCGAAGCUAAAGCAACUCUGCAAAAGUCGCCUUUUACACCAGCCGCUCAAUCUCCUAAACCUGUAUCAUCGCCAUCAUACUCUUCCUUUAAGCCGAUCCCAGUCCUCCCGUCACGACCACUGGCAACAGCUCCAUCCAAACCGGUAGGCCAGGCUUUGAAAGAAAUUGCACCUCCCAAUACGGAUAGUGCAAGAAAGGAAGAGCGAUCGCCGGACAAGCCGUCGUUCUCCGUAAAAAGUGCUACAGCUCUCUGGGGUAGUCAAUCUACUUCGUCGUCGCCUGUCCCAAGCAAGCCGAAGUCGCCUAUUAAGCUUCCCACGAGAGCAGAUGAAAAAGCAGCAAUGGAGGGUGCUGGUCUAAGCAGUCCUAAUAAGGCACUGGAACACUUAGAAUCUAAGCCCCUCGCAGCAAAGCCAAAGCCCGCUGGCCUUGGUUUGGGCAGCCUGGGAAGUCUCGGAGGCCUAGUCGCAGCACGAUCGAGAGGAUCGACACCUCCAAAGCCGUACUCAGCUAAAGUUUCGCCUACUUCACCACCGAUGGUGAGCAACAGACCUCAGUCCGAGCCUUUCAAGGAGUCUCCUGCAUCUGAGAAGCCUGCCGGCGUCUUUACAGAGUUCUUUGACGAAUCACCGGUAACCACAGGAGUUCUGCCCGAGAGCAUCGAUACGGUCCGUAUUUUGAAGACUCCACCGUACGACUUGAGCCCUAAUGGAAAGAUUAGGACCAUUAGGAAGCAAAUCCAUGAAGUGACCGGGGAUGGAAAGCUAACACCCAUCCACGCACACGAUGAGCAUGUCCUGUUCCAGGACUCCAUAUACCUGUGCACUCACACCUUCAGCAAUGCUAGCGGCUCCAAGGCUACCGAGAUCUCUCUUUGGGCAGGCAAUGGAGUGGCGGAACCUACCGUUGAGGAUGUUCAGCUUUUCGCAAAGAACUACGCCAAACAGAACCAAGGAACAUUAGUGCCGAUACGACAAGGGAAGGAGACACCAAACUUCCUUGACGCGCUUGGAGGCAUCAUCAUCACUCGGCGAGGGACAUUUCCGCCGGCCAAGGAAUAUAUGCUCUGCGGACGUCGACAUCUAGGACGGCUUGUGUUUGAUGAGGUUGAUUUUGCUCUUAAGAGCCUCUGUUCGGGAUAUGCCUACAUCAUCACUACUUUACGUGGCAAGGUCUAUCUUUGGAAAGGUCGAGGAUGUUGCGCAGAGGAGCUGGCAGGAGCACGUCUAAUGGGCAUGGAUCUAGCACCAGGAGGCGAUUAUCUCGAGAUCGAAGAAGGUGUGGAGCCAGACGAGAUGAUCCAAAUGUUCCCGCCAAGCGUAGGUAAAGGGCCUGCCAUUCCUCGAUCGGCGGACCACUGGCGUUACAAAGCCUCCUCGGAGCGAUACCAAACACGGCUCUUUAAGGUCGAGCAACAGCAAUCUUCAGGAUGGGGGAGCCUCCAGGUGAGCUCUUACCUUCCAGCCAUGUUACGCCGGCCAUCGUGGCAGUUUAACAGAAGGAUGUCCACUGAACGGGAACAGACGCCAAGUCCUCCCAAGUCUCCGCUUCCGCCGGGGAUGAGCACCAAAAUCGUGGAGAUCAUGCCGUUUUGUCAGCGGGACCUGGAGGCUGAGCAUAUUUACGUCUUGGACGCCUUUUUCGAGAUGUAUAUUAUCGUUGGCUCCCUUUCACGUUCACAACAUCAUGCUUUCUCUACAGCUCUCAUGUUUGCGCAAGAGUAUGUUAUCCUUGCAGUUACGGAAGAAGAUCGACCGAUUAAACCUCCUACAACGAUCCUCCUCGAAGGGGUACCGCGAGACAUGCGAGCCGUCUUCCGACACUGGGACGACUCCAUAGUACCCGCUGCAGGGCUCAUGAACGGAAAGCUUGGUCGCGGUAAAAGCCUUAGAAUCGUGAGUAUGGAGAAAGCCAUAGAGGCGACGCGGCAACAAUGA
Didymosphaeria variabile is the source of this 4932-nucleotide messenger RNA. RefSeq lists its product as uncharacterized. Gene Ontology annotation, biological process: barbed-end actin filament capping; actin filament severing. The transcript has 3 exons. Gene Ontology annotation, molecular function: phosphatidylinositol-4,5-bisphosphate binding; actin filament binding. The coding region runs from base 1 to 4932 and encodes 1643 amino acids. NCBI's taxonomy places the organism in Eukaryota, Fungi, Ascomycota, Dothideomycetes, Pleosporales, Didymosphaeriaceae. The record is from RefSeq and is a predicted model, not a curated record.